Messenger RNA from Adineta steineri, 312 nucleotides. The record is from the annotation of a GenBank genome assembly. NCBI's taxonomy places the organism in Eukaryota, Metazoa, Rotifera, Eurotatoria, Adinetida, Adinetidae.
AUGAAUGACAUUACUUAUUAUUUAGACCAAAAUCAAACUAUAGGACAAGUAAUACUCGAUUGUCACGGUCGUGCUUGUCCAAAAUGUAAAAGGUGUUGUGAUUGGAAGAAUGGUGUGAAGCGUGGUGAUGCUACUUGCUAUCGUGUUGGUCUUGGCCCUGGUCAUACAGGUUACUGUGAUUGUGUUGGUCAUUGUUGUUGUGGUUAUAAUGGUUAUAAUUAUCAUCCUUAUACCGAUGUGUGUUGUUCUGCAGAGAACAAAUUAGACACUCUUGAAACUUUUACCCGGCUCCUUAAUUUAAUCAAACAUUAA